GUUUUCCAUCAUCCUGCGAGCACUUUACCAGAUGCCGUGCUUUGAUGCAGAGCUUGGGUGGCCACACGCACUCGUGCCGGAAUUCAGUGCCCAAGUCUUCGUCCCCGCGAGGACGACCAACAAACGCGGAGGAGGUCGCGCAGCCCUCGGUGCUGCAUCGCCGGGCCGUCGUGGUGCACGUCCGCGGUUUGCAGGCUUUAAUGCCGCACAGCAAGAACUGCCACGAAAAAUCGCGGGUCGGAGCGGAAAUAACGUCGUACCAUCUCCCCUGAAUACGGAUGACGAGCAGGUGGAUAAUUCCGGCGAAGAGGAUCUGCUCGGUUCCUAUUUUCUGCACACCCCCGCUCACGAAGACGACGCGGCGCAGCAGCGCCGUGCGCGGGUGAUGCUGUGGCUGGGGCUGGUCAAGGUCCCGCGCGAUGACGUCUCCGUGUUUCAGUUUUUGUGGCCAGAAUUCAUUGCGCUGUUGAUCCUGUGUCUGCACAUCCGCCAGCAAAGAGAAAUGGGUGUCGACUUAAUUUUACGAAGCGGAAAAGUCCGCCCCAGCCCAAUUUUCAAAAAUUUCAUUGCGCGAGAUCUUUUCGCACGGAAAGCAUGCCCCGUUUGUCGCUGCUGCGUCUCGGUAUUCUUCUCCGCGAGAUCGACUCCCAUUAUUGACUUCGUGGCGACUUGUACGCCCCAACCCGCGCAGCUUGGAAAGGCAGUUUCCCGCCCGGCGCGCAAUGUGAAAUGGGGCCAGUCCAGGACUGGCCUUGAAUUAAUGAUAGUGCCCCAGAGGCUCGGGGCCCCCGUGUCAUGUUUUUUCGCCUCUUUUGCCCUCUCCGACCGACCACUUGGUGGAGUGCCCGUUCGGCCUGGGGCGGACUUUUCUGGGAGAGGCCAAUCCCGACCUGAGUACCCCGAUCUAGAAAAGUCCGCCCCAGGGUCGACGGGUACCAGAUUCGGCCUCCUUGUUCGUCCUGGGGCGGACUUUUCUGGAAAACAUUGUGAAGCAUUCACGCACAAAUAUACGACGGCCAGGAAAGUCGGCGCCCAAAAGCGCGCCACACCAUCCGCAUUCGCCAAAUAGGAGCGCAAGGAUAUGGCGCGGCGCGACGCUUGGCCCCUGCCCAGGCAGGCGGAGCGCCCGAAGCGCGUCCCCGCAUUCAGCGACCACUGGCUUGGUCGCGUUCCCGAUUGUCUCCUCUAACCGGGACUACUAAAGCCACAUAUUGAAAUUUUUGAAAAUUGGGCUGGGGCGGACUUUUCCGCCUCGUAAAUUUCCUUCCCCGACCUGUUCCACGAAAUCGUCAAAGAGAACGGGGGGACUGGUUGUAGAAGCGCCCGUACUAGCUGUGGUCGGCAGGUAGUAGAGCAAACUUCUGGUGCUUCUACGAGGAAAAGCCCAUCCGCCGGAACUCGUCGGCUUUCUUUCCUCUACUACCUCCUGUUUACGGACCUGCCGCGACCUGCUUGCAACUUGUACGCGGUCCGGCUGUGGUUAAUCAUAGUGUGCAUCAUGUACGUUCUGUUGUGCUGGAAUCGCAUGGUGGGGACGGAGGAAACGCUGUGGUCGAUCGUGCAGAACGGCAAGCAAGUUCCCGGGAAGCAAGUGCUCACUUUACUGUACCUGUUCUUAAUUGCCGUGCUGGACCGCAUGCUGCAUAGCUGGAGAACGACCAAGACGGUCUUUGCCGCAGCAACGUCUUUCAACGGGCGACGUCGCGGCCGGGAAGAUGGUGCUUUCGAGAACGGACCAGCAGAACGGUUGCGCAUAUUGCGGCAGAAGGCAAAAGCACUGGGCAUCUACGAGUACAACAAAUUUGCACGACGAGACGAAGAUGAUGGAAAGAUGAACAGAGGGAAAUCCUGCGGAGUAGAGCAAACACCUCGGUCGGUCGUUCAGCCUGAAUGUCCCACUGGCGGAGACAAUCGCGGACACUUGUCGUUCUCGCCGGCGGUCGUGGACCACGAGGACAGGAGACUGGUGACGCCAAGGAGCUGCCAUUUGCAAGAGGGGCUCCGGAGGCGACGCAUACCACCAGCGCGGGAGGAGUGUGGUUCACGAGAAAACUCGGGACACGAAGUUCGAUCCGCCCGGAGUAGUUUUUCCAAAGGCAAAGCGGCAGCGGUGCAGUUGGAGAUGCAUGAAGAUGAGUGCAACUACAGAUACGGGAUCGGGAACAAACCGCGAGUCGUCAGACAAAACAGCAAUACUAUGAUCGUUCCACACGAGGAACAAGUAGAAAAGCGUCGCGACGAAGACAUAGACAGCGCAGGCGCAGCCGCAGCUCUUGAUAUCAAGCCGAGCAUACGUGUCAUCUUGCAAAAGCUUCUCCUCUUGACUCAAAUGGCUGUCGCCCACACCUUCCUGGUGAUCGUGUACUUCGAUUUGCGCGCUCAGCAAGACCAAAAUGAGCAGGAGUGGUUGCUGAUGGGGCUGGCCACGAAAGGAGGACAACAGGGUCAGCAGCCAAUGAACCAGCGUCGUCCUGCUCCUGGCACAACUGACACGGGCGAGUACGGACAGCAGCACGUCUCUCCGUGCUUGAAAAGCUUGGCGAACUUCGGUUUUUUGCUAGCUUUGUACCUCAUCUACGCCACUUAUCUCGCUCUUUCUUCGCUACAAUUGCGGUACGCAACGAAAACCGCGGAACCAAUUUCGUUGACACGGUCGGUGGACCUGUUCAGCAAGUGCGUCUUUCAGCUGUACAUGGUGACUCCGUUUUUGAACGAGUUUCGCGUUCUGUGUGACUGGGUGGUAUCCCACGAAAAUAACCCAUCCCCAUCGUAAUUGCCAUUUUUACGGUGCAAAAAAAUAAAUUAAAAUAAACAAAAAAACUAAAAAAAAAUGCGACUUUUCUGAUUUUUUUUUGCGAAAAAAAAAGUCGUGGCGUCAGCUAGCUUCGUGAUAACUAGUCAGAACAGCCGGCUUGAGAGGAAUCGCUAGUGAUGAUGUGAAUAAAGUAGCUAGCUCCAGGCAUCCUCAGGGAAGAACCGCCAGCAAUGUCUCUGUCCCGAGGGCGCGGCCCUUCCUCGUGGUCUGCGGCCGCGCUCCUGGUCGUGGUCGGUGGCGGCGCGGAAGGUCCUGCGCGCCGGCGGCCUCCGGGAGGGCCGCACAGGCCCGCUUCGCGCCGGAAGGGCGGCCGCCCUAUCCUCCGCCUCCCUGGCCCCUAAUCAGGCCGCGUCCGCGGCGACGGAAUGGUCGCGCAACUGGUCACCUGGCUUGUCCAGAAAUGGAUGUCCGGCAAAAAUGGUUGAGGGCAGACGCAAGCGAAGAAAUUCAAAAAAAUUCCAAUUUUUCGCCAAAAUCAAAAAUCGACCAAAAAUCUAUCACGAUGGGUUAUUUUCGCCGACCUGUAUAGGCUAAAAAGCCUACUUUUUUCGAAAAGUGGCCCGAUUUUGAUUUAUCUGGAUGGGUUAUUUUCGCCCGACCUGAGUCGGGCAAAAUCAAAAAGUUGCUCUUUUUUUGCUUCAAAGCCGGCUUUUUUGUAAAAAAAAAACUGGGGUUUUCGGGGUAUACAGGUCGGCGAAAAUAACCCAUCCAGAUGAUUUGCAAAAUUUCGUGACUUUUCAAAAACCCAAAAAAGGCGAGCAAAAAGCUCGCGCCUGCCCCGACCUGAGUCCGGCUAAAAUGUCGCUCAGAGUGUUUCCUUUUUUGAAAGAAAAAAAAUCGCCAAAUCAACGGACUCAGGUCGGGGCAGGCGCGCGCUUUUUGCUCGCCUUUUUUGGGGUUUUGUAAAAUAGCGAAAUUUUGCAAAUCAUCUGGAUGGGUUAUUUUCGCCGACCCGUAUACCCCGAAAACCCAAGUUUUUUUUUCCCAAAAAAGCCGGCUUUGAAGCAAAAAAAGAGCAACUUUUUGCCCGACUCAGGUCGGGUGAAAAUAACCCAUCCAGAUAAAUCAAAACCGGACCACUUUUCGAAAAAAGUAGGCUUUUUUGCCUAUACAGGUCGGCGAAAAUAACCCAUCGCGAUAGAUUUUUCUGCAUUUUCGGAAUUUUGAAGAAAUUUGCCAAAAAAAAGAAAAAUCUGACUUUUUCCGGUUUUUUGAACAGAUAUUUGCGGAAAAAAUCCGAAAAGCUCAAAAGUCGCAAAAAUUUGUCCGGAUGGGUAAUUUUCGCCGACCUAUUGAGGCCAAAACGACGGACAAAACAGGUCACGGGCUUUCAUCUAUGGUCGCGAUGUGGUGGCAAGCAGACAUGGCGACGGUGAUGUGGGAAAAAGCAAGCAAACCAACGGCCCUGACGGCCCUAAAGCGUAUCCGUAGCCGGCGCUGUCUCCCUGUCUGACGCCCAUCUUUCGGUGGCUUUGUUGUCGCGGCUUCGCCGGGGAUGCCUUGAGCUAGCUAAUUCAAAGCAAACACUUCUAGAUGAAUCGUCUCAGGCUGCUUCUGUCAUAGUCGUCACGUGCUAGCUAACACCACGAAGCCCUUCCGCAUGGGUAGCAAAUUUUUUGUUUUUUUUUCAAUUUUUUUUAGCGUUUUUUGCAAAAAAAAUAGCAAUUACGAUGGGGAUGGGUUAUUUUCGUGGGAUAGGUGGUGACAAAAACAUCGCUUGACGUCUACAUGUGGUUCAAGUUGGAAGACUUGUUCACAAACCUGUACCUGGUCAAGUACGACAUGACGUUGCGGCGACAGCACUACAACAAAGAAAACGACGAGGGUGGAAGUGGUUCUGGGAGCGACGUCGACGAAGGCGAGAUCAUGGAGCCAAGCGAUGAGACUGCAGAUAAUCUUCAUGGCCGCAAUUUGAACGGCAGCGACGCUGCUGCUAGAUCAAUCGACGGAACAGCUGCUGCACUAGGGAAGGACAAGGACGCUAUUCAUCUUGAAAACGAUCAGCGACGGAUAGUGAAGAAGCGUCGAAGUAGGAAAGGCUCCAGUGCAAAAUCUUCGCGCACUAACAGUAAAGGCAUGCGGAAGGGUACUAGCGCGGCGACGAAACGGCCGCGCUUUUCCGGGCCUCCACCCAGGUCCGUGUUCGAGAAAAUCACAAACGGCGGAUGUCUCCUUCUCGUGAUUUUCUUUUUGAUGAUCGGGCCACUGCUGCUCUUCUCCACCAUCAACCCGAACACGGAGGCAACGCGCGUACAAACCGCAGAAGCGUCGGUGCUACUCACAGUCGCGAGUAGGGAGAAAAUUCGGAAAGUCGUGCUCUACCAGUCGAAGCAAGGCACUCCGGUUUCGCCAAGCAUGAAAUUUAAGGACGAAGAAAGUGAACAGAUUUUUACGACGCCAGUACAGGGCUUUGAUCAGGAACAGGAUGAAGUACCAGAAGAGCAUGGCGCUGCGGAUGAGCCCCCGCGGCCACCCCCCGGCGGACAUGAAGAUGGAACAGAGGACCAGGACGAAGAAUACAACACGAAGCAGAGAAUCCUCUUUCCACACGCCUCUGACGAGCUUUGGUCGGCCACGCCGCGGCUCCGGUCGGAGAUCGUGCAAAUGCUACAAGCGGAGAACAUCGACAAGGGUAAGCUGCUGUACAUUCAGUUCGACUUGAAGUACGUGUUCGAGCGCGCCCCAGUGCCUGACACCGAACUUCCGGACGUCGACGGGACAAAAGUGGUGCGGUUUUUCAAUGAAAAAAGCCUUGUUGCCAGUACCAAGCAGCGAGGCAGAGCUCAUCAUGAUGGUGCUGCGCGAGGCCGAGGCCAGGAGAACACCGGAGUUGCUGCAGUAUCAAAUCUUGGUCAGUUGGAAGAUGCGAAGAACGUAAAAAUUGAGCGUGAUUCCGAAAAGCUCGAGCGAGUCGCAAAAGCGAUCCUGGCAAACUUCGACCAAGCCCCUGCAGGGGGUGGUGCUGACGCAAACCGUGCGAAAAAGAUUCGAUUGCCGGAUUUGUACGCGCCCUAUCUUCGUCUAACCUCCGAAAGUUACGCGACGCCGAUUCUGUCUCCAUUCGGCGGCUCCGCCGCACAACUUGCCAAGGCGCGAAGAUACAGGCAUGGGGGACUACGACACCAGGGCGGUCGUGCCGCAGCAAGAGGUGGGCCGUUGUACAACGACCACAGAGACCUUCCUGCGAGUCGGAAAGCUGGCAUUUCCUUGAGGCUAGUGAAAGUCGACUACAAUGCUGACCCAGCGGAUAACCCUCGUAAUGGACAACGCGGUGCCGGGGCUGCUCCUCCUGGUUCAGCGUCUCAGUAUCGUCCGCAAGAGAGCUUUUGGGAGCUAAGUAUGCUGUUGCCAACUCAAAGACCCCCACCCGUUUCGCGUCUUCCCUCGACCGAUGUCAUCGGCGACACCUCCGGAGGACCAGGGGAACAGGACAACGAUGAUGAAGCGGACGAUCUCCCAAGUCUGACAAGCGUCCCAACGACGCCCGCGUCAACCGUCUCCCAAGUGGACAUCACCGUUAUUUCGCCGACUUCCGGACGCCUCGCCCUAAUUCCGCCACUAACGUUCGAAACCACUUCCGAGCGCGUGCUGCGCGGCGUGACCUAUGGACAGAGCAAGAGCACAAGCGCGACGCCCUUUUUCAGCAUCCUGGGCCUCUACUCUUUGAUCGUGUAUGCGGCGUUCAAAAUGAUUCGCGCGAUGUUCGAGCUGUCCAGCGAGCGUGUGAUCUACACGGAAAUGGAAGAUACGGAGUUCUUCGAGCAGAUCUGCACGGGAAUCUACCUGGCGCGCAGUCUAGGGGACUUGAAAGCCGAAUACGACUUGUACUUCUGUCUGCUGCGCCUCUACCGUUGUCCCGACAUGCUGCUGCACUACUCCUCGACAUCAAACUCUGAUCGAGCUCCUGACCACUACGGAGGCCGGCGAUCGCUACAUGAUUUCCACGGGGGCGGUGGGGGCACAGGUGCUGCUGGUGGUGGAAAUCUUCACAACAACUACAGUGGGGGACCCGCUGGGCCACCACGUGGUCCUGCCCGCGAUCUUCCGCCGCCUGAUGGUGUGCACGGAGACUUCGAGAGCGAUUCGGGGUUUUCGCCGGGUGGCAGCGUCGGGGGCCGUUUUUUAACAGAUCGUCCGGGGCGGCAGUCAUUCAGGACAAGUUCCUUUCGUGGAAGUCCCUCCUCUCAAAUCGAGUUCGAAAUGCGCGUUGCGGGAGGUGAGGGCGCAGGUCAGGAAUUUCAUGCAGCGACUUCUACGAUAGAUGGACAUGGAGCCGAAACUACCAGUGUAACUCGAGACCAGUACUACGUCGGUGCACCUCCGGGAAACCGCGUCGUCGUCAACAGCGGCCACGGUAACUACGAAUAAGUGUACCGGAAAUUUGUUGGCUCUGAAAAGCGGCACCGGAGGAUUAUCAGAAUAGGCUGUGCCUGCUGUUGGAUCUUGAAAGCGGCACCGGAGGACUAUCAGAAUAGGGAAAAUCACAGGGAAUAUAGAAUGUGUACUACCUAGGAUCACGAGUGUUUAAGAAACGCAGCAUGAGGAAACAAAAUCAUCAUGAUGCAAAUGCCGUAAAGCUAAAGACGAGCAGAAGUAGCAUUGUUACUUUCAAAUCAAAUGCACUGCAGUAUACUAUCAAAGAGCACUUCAAUCAUAGUCACUAAAUUACAACGUAGAAAUUGAAAACGUGUAGCGAUGUCUAAUUUUAACUGUAAGUCAACCCAUAGAGCAGGAAAAAAGGGAAGAUGAGUACAGGAAUCAAGAUCAACAUCAAACUCAAGGAUGAGAAUGGCACGACCGUGCGCAUGCCAGCAACUGAAAGGGUGAAUAUCGACAACGGGUUCUUCAGAACAAGCGACAAGUGUACUAAGUAUACGAUUAUCGAAAGUGAGAAGCAUAGGGCAAAACUUGGUAGACUCGCC
Messenger RNA from Amoebophrya sp. A120, 7737 nucleotides. Lineage: Eukaryota; Dinophyceae; Syndiniales; Amoebophryaceae. The record is from the annotation of a GenBank genome assembly.